ACAUUUAAAAGCGGAAAGGAGCGGUGCUUAAAAUAUUUUUGAAUUUUGAACGAAGAGGAUGUGUGAACUUCUUACCGCGAGAGUUUGUGCGAAAUAAUAUAAUAUUGAGAAAAAUUGUAUUAACAUAUAACAAAUACUUUUCCAUAGGAUUAAUUAUUAAAAUAUAUAUAAUAUUGUUAACAUUGAAAAUUGUGAGUUGUCCAUAUAAUGAUAGAUGGACAUUCAGAAUUAUGCUAUUCAAUUAAAUUAAAGCAACUUGAAAUGAUAUGAUAUGUGAGCUAUGAGAGCUAUUUGAGAAUUUGCGGUUUAGUGUAUGGAUUGAUAGGAAAAAGUGAUUUCUUGGCUUAAACUUGUAUACUACCGCGAAAUCGGUAGAGAAAAAUAAUAAUUACAAGGUGAUGAGAUCUUUCCCAAACUAUAUAUAAAAGCAACAACAGCAAACAAUUAAGCGGGUGACGUUCAAGAUUGAAAGUAAGCCUUCUGUAAUUGCUUUAAAAAUUGGGGUACAGUGCUUUUGUUUUAAGUAAAAAGCUUUUCAUAUCUAUCGAGAUAAAGGCCUUCAUAGUCUUAGCGGAUGUCAAAUGGAUGCAAUGCUAUCCUAGGUGACAAUCAAAGGCGAAGAGAAUCUGAGUAUCAAUGAGCAAAUUGGAAGUAGCAAAACAGAGACUUGGUUAAAAGGAAACUAAAACUGGCUUUGUUAGUUGAUUGUCAUCCGUUAUUGUGCGAACGUGUGGAUAUUUUCAUGCAGCGUUUAAUUUUUUCAAACCAUAGGAGAUGUCAAGGUGAUACGCGUAAUAUUAGAAUAUUAGCAAAAGUCGUCUAACAAGUAUUUUAACAUAACCCCGGAAGAAUGUUAAACGCGUUGAGUAAGCGAUAUUUCGAAGCGUAAUGCACAAAAAUUUUGCAAAAACGAGAAAUUGAAGGAAUUUCCCAAGGAAAAAUUUGGCUUUUAAUAUCAUGGGGACUAAGUCGCCGGGCGGACCGCAACGCUGCCGCUUAAUAUUAAAACAAUGCUUGUCCAUACAGUUAACAAAACCUGGACAUACACCGGAAGACUUUUGGAUGUACGAUUCAGGCUAUAUGAUCUUUCAGAACUUUCUGGCCGCAAAUGCCCAGUGCUGGUGGAAUGGUCCGCUCACAGCCGCUACUCGUGGUCUCAAGUACGCUGGACAUGUAGCGCCGGGCAUGCUAUUAAUAACUGGAGAACCUUGUGCGCUCGAAGUAAUACGCGGAGCGUACGCACGCAGUGUCCUAAAGGCUCCAGCAACAUAUCUCAUCAAUUCAGUGGGUGACAUAGAGGACUGUAUUGUUACACCCAUUAUCCAAGGCCAAUUUACUCCGCUACAUGAAGCAAUCUGUGAUGUUAUAAUGGAUCUAACCACAGUAGGACAUUCGGCCACUAUCGAAAAUGUACGAAACCAUCUUGAAGUAAGUUUUCCUCAUAUGACAACGCCCUCGGUGGAGGUUGUAUACGAUACUUUAGCGCAAUUAAUGCAGGAGCAAAAAAUUUAUCAAACAGCGAAAGGAUACUUCAUCCUUACGCCAGAACGCCGCCGAAGUCGUUCACGUCCUCGGUCUCAUCACAACGGCUGCACAGACUUGGAUGAAUCUUUAAAUAAUGGUCCGCAGGAAGUGCGGACAAUAUUGAUGACGAACGUCGAGGCUUUACAUUCUUUGUAUGGGGAAAUAUCAACGGAACGGGACGGAGAUCUAACGCAUCAAUGCAUUCAGACGAAUUUAGCUGAUGUUAUUUGUGGCGGUAAUUCAAAUGAUAAAAUUUUAUAUCCGCGGACUUCGAAACGACGGAGUUCAUCUUUUCCAACGCCAAGAAGCUUAGAGAGGCGUCACAGUCUGCGCCUUUUCGGUUCUUCGAAACGUUUGCAGCGCUGUUCCUCCACCCGUAGUUUAUCAAAAGCUUAUGCGCAAACGCUUCACAAUACAGAUAGCAGCAGCUCCGAAUAUCAAAGUACAGAUUCUUCAUCACCAAAAAAAGGAUCGCUGCUGUCGCGUUUGUUUCGUCGAAGUGGACGAAAUAAAUCACGGCAACUUGAAACUUAUUCUGCUCAAUUUCCUCCUGUGGAGUGGUUCAACUCAAAGGCAGUUCAUUUACAUAGUGUCGGUACCCAAACAGCAGAUCAUGAUUUACCGACUAUACGUACACUUUCGAAUUCUACGUUUUACGAUGGUUUAGAAUUGAGUCAACGUUCCUUAACAUUACCGCGACGACAUCGUCGUCAAUUAUCUAGUGAAUCAACAUUUCUAAUAUCCUCUCGUGAUUGUUCACCUAUUCGAAGGCGAUCGCCUGUUUAUAGCAGUAGUUCUCUUCCACGAUCCACACAAUCGAUACCGGCUACAGCUAAUAACAUUACAAAAGGGGCUAUCACGAAUACAACAAAUAGUUUUUCUGCUCGCCUAUCUAACCCCUACAAAUGUCCCAAUACGCAGAAAUCUGGCCAAAUAAGUCGCCACAUACUAGAACAUUCCCCUUCACGGAGCACUAAUUCGAGCAAAAUGAUGAUAAGUUCAAAUAAAUAUCAAGACAAUAAAUGUGAACAGCGCAAUUUAGCCAGUGGCCCUUCUAGCUUAGAAUCUGGUAAGACUUCCACUUUUAAUUCGGGCCCUUCGAGCAUCGAGAGCAGUAAAGCCUCGCUUAAUAACAAAACCAGCGGUCACUCUAGUCUCGAUUCACAACGUUCUAACAGUUCAACCACGAUUCAACCAAAACAUCAAACACGAUCCAUAAUUAUGUUGAAUGGCUCUCCACGAGGCACGCCACGUCAUCAGAUCAUGCGUGCUCGCAAUGCUGAACAAGCAUCAUCAUUUAAUCAUCAGCCUGCCAAAACUGCUACAACUCCGACAAUAAGUAAUCUAAGUGCGAACGCCUCUACUACCUCUUUCACGUUAACACCAGAUAGAACGCAUACUUUAGAAAAUUAUGAGAGUUCUUCUGCACCAAUUUCCAAUUCGACCUCAAACAAUUCAAUCACUCUAAAAGUAACCACUUCGAACGAUAACCAGAAUUCUUUGCCCAAUACAAAAAUUGUGGUACAGAACACGCCAGCCCAAAGUGUUAUAACUUUUGAGAAUAGUCAACUUACCGAGAAUUCCAGUGUAUUCAUUAUAAAUAACGAAACCACUACCAACGAAAGAGGUGAAGUGUUGCGUAAAACAUUAUCUAAACACCCUAACCCAUUGGACACGACGGCAUCAACGAAAACUUCGCAAUCAGUGAUUGACCAAUUUGCUGAAAAUGAACGCAUACAAUCAACCAAUUAUAAGACGCGAUCGUCUAUCUUAAAGGAGAAUUAUUUAAAGGAUCAGUACAACUAUAAUGUCACGGAUACUUUCGACAUUUCAGCAGUAACGAGUAGUAAUCAGUCAACGGUCCAGCAGAAAUUAGCAACGACCAAGUCUCUUUAUAACGAGACGGCAAUGAAUAACAGUCGUAAACUCAGUGUACCCUCCACUUUACUUACGAACAAUUCCAACCGCUUAGUUUACAAGAACAACGUGCUCAGAGGUGAUGGUUCGCAAACUGUCUCAUCUAAUGAUGAAAAAAGCCAUGACGACAAGCCUAAUGUCGAAAUAUCCGGCUCUAUGGGGAAUUUAAGGUUCUUUGAAAAGAAUUCCAGAGACGGCCUAACGAAAGCCAUCAAUUCCAAUUGCGAAUUGAAUAAUCUUCGUUACGAAAGCACGAUCGCCUCUUCACCCGCCAAACCAACCAAACUUAAUUCAAAUUCAUCGUUAAGCGGUAAUAAUCUAGUUCAUAUAUUACAAAAGAAUAGCAUCGGCAUUGGUAGCGAGCCGAACUUAUCGCAAAAAGAUAACAAUUGUGUUUUAACGGCCGAUGAGAAAUCGAUAAAGAAGGAAUCACUAAAUCGACGAUUUAGUAUAACGAAGGAGCCAUCAACGGAAGAAGGCACUGACGAACUCUGCAAUUUUCCUAGCUUAACGGAUCUAUCAUUCAAUUUUACCUCGUUGGCGGCCCAAAAAAUACUGCAGGGUGUCAGCUUAAACAGUAUCGACACAUUAGUGGAAUUAAACAUGGCUGCAGCGGCUGCAGCGGCUUCAGUCAAUACAACAAUAGAAAAAUCGCAAAAUAAUCAAAACACUGUAUGCACGGACUACGGCCUAGUUUAGUUCAAAGCCACUCACUCGUCCCUAUCGCAUUAUAGGUUAUAACGAUCAUAUUGUUAUGCGGUCAAAAUUCUCAAAAUACGAUCGACCAGUGAUUCUCAUCUUCUUCUUCUUCGUCUUUUUUUUUUUUUUUUUUUUUUUGUAAUCACAAAGCCAGUUCUAAUUAUACAAAUACAUUAACAACCGUUAUAAAGAAAGCUACGAUUUGGAUUUUCGCCAGUUAUUUUGCAAUAAACUCAAACCUUUAAUGAAGCAGAAUGCAAGAAUUAUUAACGGAAUUGAUGAAAUGAAAUAUAAACAAAAUGGACGGUCUUUGCUUCUUUGUUAGUCCUGUAGAAUACGUAACGACAAUACGUCGCGACAACAACGUUGUUUUACAUGCAAUUGUAAUGAGUUUCUUGGCGAAAUGUGCGCGAAGGGGCAAAGGGAAGAGAGAGAGAGAGAGAGAGAGAGAGAGAGAGAGCAAAGAAUGCAGAUGCAAAAUACAUUAUAAAUUCAACACAAGAUCAUGUCAUCAUCGUUUAUCAUCAUUUUAGGGCUGCAUCAAAUCGGUUUUUGUACUUUAUAAUCAGAAGUUUCACAUUUUCGUGUCCAUUUCGUGUCGUGUUAAUACAAUAAAGUGCCAAACGAAAACUAACAAACAGUAAUACAGUAAUAUAAGCAAGUUCAUUUAGUUUUUAACAAAUCGAGAAAAAAAAAGAAAAAGAAAAAAAAUAUGUACCGCAAUCAAUUAACACCAGUCAAACAGGAUGAAGCCAGUUGCAUAAUUGUAAAUAGUUCUUUCUUUCUUUUCGUUUUCGUUUUGGUUUUUUUUUUUUUUUUUUUUAUUAUUAUUAUUUUUUUAAACAUCGACUAUCGAGUAACAUAAACCAGAACGCUUGCCUUUAAAAUCUUGUACACAUAGCUCGAGAUUUGUAUAUAUAUUAUCACUUAAGAGUAGAUAAGAAAGCAAGUAAAAUGAAUUGAUGUUCGUCUAAGGGCGAAUAUUGAAUAUAUGCCACUUAGGAACUGCAGAUUUAGGCUACGUACGCAUGUAUGAUAUGUAUGCACAAUAGCGUAGAACAAAAAUGUUCCGGAGGUAAUACUCCGCGGAGCGGUCAGUUAUUAAUUUACUCAAAAAUUUAUUGUACGAAAUUUUGCAAUUGUCACAGAUCGGUUCUUAAUAAAUUACUGAAUAAAUGAGUUUUUUCUUUUUUUAACUUAAAUGUUGGAAGUAAGAAAUUUUAGCUAUUUGGCUUCAAAUGUAAGCCGCCCAGUUUUGGAUUUUGUUAGUCUCAAGUAAGUUAGUCUUUCAAAUUUUACGAAGCUUUCUAUCAUUAAGUGGCGAAUAUGGGUGAAAAAAA
Glossina fuscipes is the source of this 5480-nucleotide messenger RNA. RefSeq lists its product as uncharacterized. The record is from RefSeq and is a predicted model, not a curated record. Gene Ontology annotation, molecular function: DNA-binding transcription activator activity, RNA polymerase II-specific; RNA polymerase II transcription regulatory region sequence-specific DNA binding. NCBI's taxonomy places the organism in Eukaryota, Metazoa, Arthropoda, Insecta, Diptera, Glossinidae. Gene Ontology annotation, cellular component: cytoplasm; nucleus. The coding region runs from base 958 to 4140 and encodes 1060 amino acids. Gene Ontology annotation, biological process: positive regulation of transcription by RNA polymerase II. The transcript has 10 exons.